AUGGAAGAAGAAAGUCUGGGAGAAGCUCUCGCUGUAGUUCUGAUAAAUUUUGAUGCAUGUGAUAUGGAGGGCUACGUGGAAACUAUAAAUGCGCUUGAGGGUCUCGGUUCCUAUACUUACCACCCAAGAAAGCUUGAUCUUGAUCUCGCAAAUAGAACUACUCCACUAGCUAAGCCUUCUAUUAUCGAACCACCAAAGCUUGAGCUUAAGCAGCUCCCAGCGCACUUGAGGUAUGAGUUCCUUGGUCCGAACAAGACAUUGCCAGUGAUCAUUUCAGCAUUAUUGACUGAGGAACAGAUUGAGCGCAUCUGUGAGCAUAAAAUUCAGCUAGAAGAGGACAGCAAGCCGAGUGUUGAGCAUCAGCGGAGAUUAAACCAGAACAUACAAGAGGUCGUGAAAAAUGAGAUCAUAAAGUGGUUAGAUGCUGGGGUAGUGUAUCCGAUUACAUACAGCAAGUGGGUAAGUCCUGUUCAAUGUGUACCAAAGAAAGGAGGCAUCACCGUGGUGCCUAAUGCAAAGAAUGAGUUGAUUCCCACUCGUACAGUUACUGGAUGGCGUGUUUGCAUGGACUAUAGGAAGCUGAAUACUGCCACUUGUAAAGACCAUUUUCCCAUGCCAUUCAUUGAUCAGAGGCUGGAUAGGCUGGCUGGGAGCCGAAUGCUCUUUGGGUUGUGUAUUGCACCAGCCACUUUUCAGAUGUGCAUGAUGUCGACCUUUUCUGACAUGGUAGUGGACUUCUUAGAGGUAUUUAUGAAUGAUUUCUCUGUUGUUGGUGAUUCGUUUGAUGAUUAUCUUGAGCAUCUGUGCCAAAAGGCGUUCUAUGAAUUAAAGGAGCGCCUCACUACUGCUCUUGUGAUUGUUACUCCGGAUUGGUCCUUACCUUUUGAGCUAAUGUGUGAUGCUAGUGGGUUUGUAAUAGGUGCUAUGCUUGGUCAGAGGCACAAUAAAAUUAUGCACUCGAUCUACUAUGCUAGUAGUACACUUAAUGCGGCGCAGAUAAACUACACGGUGAUCGAGCAAGAACUGCUUGCAAUAGUUUAUGCUUUUGAGAAGUUUCGGUCCUAUUUGCUGGGUUCCAAGGUUAUGGCGUACACUGACCAUUCUGCGUUGAGGUAUUUGAUGGCAAAGAAGGAAGCUAAGCCGCGACUGAUUCGUUGGGUCCUUCUGUUACAAGAGUUUGAUUUCGAAGUAAAAGAUCAAAAGUGGAUCCAAAAUCAAGUCGCAGAUCAUCUCUCUAGGCUUGAAGAAACUGGGGUGCCAGUAGAAGAACUUGACAUUGAAGAUGCAUUUACAGAUGAGCAAGUUUUGGCGGUGUCUAUCAUUCCCGAUGAGAUAAAAUCGUAUAAGAAGAAGACGUUUUCGCGGGAUGUUCGUCAGUACUAUUGGGAUGAACCAUACUUAUUUAGAACUUGCGCUGAUAAUGUUAUUCGGUGUUGUGUCCCAGAGAGUGAGGUAUUGGAGAUUCUGAAGGCUUGCCACGACUCUCCAGUUGGGGGACAUCAUAGUGGUACGAGGACUGCUGCAAAGGUCCUCGAAUGUGGUUAUUAUUGGCCUACUCUUUCAUGA
This is a messenger RNA of Lycium ferocissimum, 1566 nucleotides long. RefSeq lists its product as uncharacterized. The record is from RefSeq and is a predicted model, not a curated record. Lineage: Eukaryota; Viridiplantae; Streptophyta; Magnoliopsida; Solanales; Solanaceae. The transcript is spliced from 5 exons. Bases 1 to 1566 code for a protein of 521 amino acids.